Messenger RNA from Erpetoichthys calabaricus (reedfish), 3939 nucleotides. RefSeq names its product apobec1 complementation factor (gene a1cf). Gene Ontology annotation, cellular component: nucleus. The transcript has 12 exons. Gene Ontology annotation, molecular function: mRNA binding. NCBI's taxonomy places the organism in Eukaryota, Metazoa, Chordata, Cladistia, Polypteriformes, Polypteridae. The coding region runs from base 160 to 1938 and encodes 592 amino acids. The record is from RefSeq and is a predicted model, not a curated record.
CACUGAACCUUUGGAGUCUGAUAUGAUGAUUACAGAAUAACUAAGAGGAGAUGUGGUGAACUCAGUAUAAUCAACGUAGGAGGCAUCUGGCUGGUGAUCUCUGAAAUUGCUCAGUGAGCACCCGUAAUUAAGCUGAUUUUUUCCUGAUAAUCACUCACAAUGGAAUCAAAUCAAAAAUCUGGGGAUGGACUGACAGGCACUCAGAAAGAAGCAGCCCUUCGAACUUUGAUCCAGCGCACAGGAUAUAAUUUACUUCAGGAAAAUGGGCAACGGAAAUAUGGUGGACCUCCACCGGGAUGGGAGGGGCCACCACCUGAGAGAGGAAGCGAGAUUUUUGUUGGAAAAUUACCUCGGGAUCUUUUUGAAGACGAGCUAGUACCCCUGUGUGAAAAAUUUGGCAAAAUCUAUGAAGUACGAAUGAUGAUGGAUUUUAAUGGAAAUAAUCGUGGUUAUGCCUUUGUGACAUUUUAUAACAAACAAGAAGCAAAAAAUGCCAUGAAACAACUCAACAACUACGAAAUCAGAACCGGACGGCUUUUGGGAGUAUGUGCAAGUGUUGACAACAGUCGCCUUUUUGUUGGAGGCAUCCCAAAAACAAAGAAAAGGGAAGAAAUUUUAUCGGAAAUGAGAAAAGUGACAGAUGGGGUGGUGGAGGUCAUUGUCUACCCCAGUGCAGCUGACAAAACAAAGAACAGAGGAUUUGCUUUUGUAGAAUAUGAAAGCCAUCGUGCUGCUGCAAUGGCCAGAAGGAAAUUACUACCAGGACGAAUUCAGUUAUGGGGCCAUGCCAUUGCUGUUGAUUGGGCUGAGCCAGAGGUUGAAGUUGAUGAAGACACCAUGGCAACAGUUAAAAUUUUGUAUGUGAGAAACUUGAUGCUUUCAACCACCGAGGAGACAAUUGAAAAAGAAUUCAACAGCCUCAAGCCAGGGGCUGUUGAAAGAAUAAAGAAGAUAAGAGAUUACGCCUUUGUACACUUCACAGAGCGAGAAGAUGCAAUAAAUGCAAUGAAUGCUUUGAAUGGAAAGCUGGUGGACGGAUCUCCAAUUGAGGUAACUUUAGCCAAGCCUGUUGACAAGGACAGCUACAUUCGUUAUACCCGAGGCACUGGGGGCCGAGGGGCAAUGAUCCAAGGAGAAUACGCCUACACACUGGGUCAAGUGUACGAACCUUCAGCCGCUUACCUAGGAGCUCCAGUCUUCUACGCACCACAGGCUUAUGCUGCUAUUCCAAGCCAACUGCGAUUUCCUGCCAACAAGGCUCACAUUAGCCCGCGUGGCAUGGUCCGGACUCCCUCCAUCAGAGAAAUUUACAUGAAUGUACCUGUAGGGGCUGCGGGUGUCCGGGGCCCAGGCGGACGAGGGUACCUGGCAUAUGCUGGUGUGGGCCGUGGAUAUGUUGGCUAUCACCUGAAGGACAAGCGAGGAGAGGACAAACUUUACGACCUUCUUCCUGGAAUGGAGCUGACGCCUAUGAACUCAGUAACCAUAAAACCUCCCAGUAUCAAACAUGCUCCUCAGAUUCUAGAAGAUAUCUGCCAAAAGAAUAAUUGGGGACAACCAGUCUACCAGCUUCAUUCUGCUAUUGGACCUGACCAGAGACAGCUUUUCUUGUAUAAAAUUGCAAUCCCAGCACUUGCUAGCCAGUAUCCAAAUAUACAUCCGUUCACCCCAGCAAAACUUUGCACAUCAGUGGAUGACGCGAAAAUCAUUGCUGCUGAGAAUGUUUUACAAAUCUUGGGCUUGCAUACAGAGAGUGCAGAAACUGCAUCAGCACCAGCAUUCACGGGCUACACAAUAGCUAACACUGCUGCUACUGUGACAGCCGGGCAGCUUAAGCAAGCUGUCACCUUGGGACAAGAUGUUGCUGCAUAUGCCACGUAUGAAGCCUAUCCUGCAUUUGCCCUGGCAACUCGAGGAGAUGGAUAUGGAGUUUUCUGAGGACUGUAAAAACACUGUUUGCGCUGUUAUGUCUGGUGUUUUAUUAUUUCUCUGCCAGUUAUUGUGUAAUCUUCUAUCCUUAGAUUUUGUAAUUCCUUUAUAAAUUAACUAAUUGAAAUAACCUUUAUUAGUUGCACUAGUGAUACACAGUGAUGGUGAAUCUGUAUGUAAUAAGGAGUUGUAGUUAGCUUUGCCCCGAUAUUUCUAAGGAAUAAGCCUUAUGUUUACAUAACAUGUUUGCACAGGGAGAGUUAUGAGUUAUGUUCUUACACAAAAUACUAUCAUCACCUAAUUGAACCCACUAUAAUUAAAAUCUCCUUCAAUUAAAACACUGAGAUAGAAGAUGCUUAUAAUGUAUAAAAGUGAAAGAAUUUAAAGAACCUCUCUGAAGAAUCUAAAAUGAAAACUGCAGCAACAUAUAAAACAUGCCCCACACUUCAAAUCUCAAUAGGCAGGAUGAUUAAUCCAAGUAUUUAUAAGGACAUUUAGCUUUAUAUUGUUUUUCUGUUUUUGAUUUGGUAUGUUUAAGUGUGUGUAUAUAUAUAUACACAUACAUACACACCUUUUUAUCUUUUACAGCUGUGUAAAAGAACAUUUACAGGAAAUAGUUUGUUCCUUCUGUCCAAAUAUUUUAUACUUAUGAGAAAAGUUUUUUUUUUAUAUAAUGUAAAUAAAGUCAAAAUUCAUUUAUCUGUUUUUUCACUCUGGAAUUGACUAUGAAAAACAUAAAUCUGCAUAUCAAGCUGAUAAAUCAGAACCUUGUUAAGUUAUUAUUCAAAUUUAUGUGAUUGAAUUACAAACAUGUCAAGAAUAAUCUAGUUAUAUUGUAGUUACAAGUUAAAUAAUGAAUCCUACAAUACUGUACGUACAUUUUUAAUGUAUAAAUUUUCCAUAUACAGUAUAUCAAUAAUAAAGUCAGCAGCCUUCCCUCACGUUUACUUGAAGGGUUUUUAAGAUUAAAUAAUGACUUUUGGACAAGUAAUUAAUUGACUUGAUUAAAAACCACCAUAGCUUGUAAUUGUCGUGACACAUGUGAAAGUGUGCAGAUAAAAUGAAGUGGAAAGCAGACAGUUUUAUUAUUAUUUUUGAAUGUAAUCAUUUCAGAAGAGUUAAGCAUUCGGCACAAAGAAUGUUGCUUAACAGUUUGUUGAGUUUUAGUUGCAAUUUCACUCAAUAUAUUAUAUUAAUAGACCACAAAAUAUGGGUUUUACACACUUCUGCAUUCCUUUUAAUGAUGCUGUUCUCAGUCAAUCCACCUAUUAUUUUUUAUAUAGCACCUUUCACAGACCCCAUACUUGUGUAUGUCUACAGGCUGUAAAUUCCAGAAUGUGAGAUCACACACCGUUCAUAUGGUCUAUUAUUGUACAUUUCUAUUGGAUUGCGACAAAAUAAUUUAGCUAACAGUUUACUCAUUAAAACCUCAAAUAAUAACCAUAGCCCAUGUCAUCCAUAUGCUGGCUAUAUAUAUUAAACAAGCCGUAUAUUGAAAUUGCUCUCAUUUGAAUAAAAAGAUAAGCUAGCAUCUGACUUUUUGGCAAUGUUACAUUUGUGCAGAGCUAAAUUACACAUUUUGGAUAGAAGGAAUAACUAAUACAAGUAUAAGAUGAAACUUGUUUAAUUUACGUCACUAUGAUGACAGCUGUAUUAAGAGGAAAAACAUGAUUUUAAUGUGUCAUAAACAGUAGUUAAAUAGUUAAAAGAAUUUGCUUCUGUAAAAAUGGAAAUAAGCCAAGGCAGUAGGUGACAUUGACAGUAUUAAAGUGUGCAUAUAGCACUUAGAACUUAUUUUUAUACCAGUCAUGCAACAUUAUUUGUACAGAAUUCUCAGAAAUGAACUGAAUUCCAAUCAAUUGUACAUGUCUAUUAUUGUUUAAAAAUAGUGGGAAAUAAACAUUUUGGAAAAAAAAAUAUAAAGCAAAUAUCUUUCAAUGUAGUAGAGCUGUACAUGUUUGAUUUAUUCAACUGUGAUUUCCUAAAUACAAUACAAUUUUGACACAAGUA